AGAGAUGAGACCGACUUCACGCCUGUGCAAUCUCGGACUAAGAUGGCGGCGGCGGCGGCCCGGCUGGCCUGGGGAGGUGCGGCCGCUGCCGCGAGGCUGCGUCGGCGCUUCCGUCACAUAAUGAGGAGUCCACACAUCAUUAAGAAACAGCCUCUGCAUCACUUUGUACAAAGACCACUUUUCUUACUACCUACAACCUUGUGUACCACAGUGAGAAACAUGUUUAUUCAAACACAAGAUACUCCAAAUCCCAACAGCUUAAAGUUUGUUCCAGGAAAACCAGUUCUUGAGACAAGGACCAUGGAUUUUCCCACACCAGCUUCAGCAUUUCGCUCUCCUCUGGCUAGGCAGCUCUUCAGGAUUGAAGGAGUAAAAAGUGUCUUCUUUGGACCAGAUUUUAUCACUGUCACAAAGGAAAGUGAAGAGUUAGACUGGAAUUUAUUGAAACCAGAUAUUUAUGCAACAAUCAUGGACUUCUUUGCAUCUGGCUUACCCCUAGUUACGGAGGAAACAUCUUCAGGAGAAGCAGGAUCUGAAGAAGAUGAUGAAGUUGUGGCAAUGAUUAAGGAAUUGUUAGAUACUAGGAUACGUGUCCAUGAUUCAGUCAAAAAUAUACAGGCAUACAUAGAAACUGGACCAAGAGGAAAUAAAACAGAUCCACAGGACACAAGAAAGUAGAUAAAGAAAAAUUCGGGAAAAGACAUGGUAAAAUUAUGGCUUUUUCCUCAUCAAAAACACUGUUUACAGUGAAAAUGCAAACCACAGAGUAAAGAAGAUAUUUGCAAUACAGAUAUGACAGAAUAUAUAAAGAACUCAUACAAAUUAGUAAGAAAAAGACAGACAACUAGAGACUAGCACUUCACAAAACAUGAUAACCAAAUGGCCAUUAAACCUAUGGAAAAGUGCUCAACCCCAUUAGUUUUACAAAAAUUCAAAUUAAAACCACAAUGCAAUAUUACUAAACAUCCACUAGAAUGGUUAAAAUCAUUAAGAUUGAUAAAACCAAUUAUUGGGGGAGGAUAUGAAGCAGUAGGAACUCUCGUACACUGCAGAUGGGAAUGUAAAUUUAUGCAACAACUUUGGAAGACUAUUUGGUAGUGUCUAGUUAAGUUUGCACAUAUGCAUACUCCUGAUCCAGAAAUUCCACUCUCAGGUAUAUUUCCAGUAGUAGUGUAUAUAUGUAUACCAAAAGACAUGUACAAGAACCUUCAUAGCUGCACUAUUUGUAAACACCCAAAAUUGAUAUUAACCCAAAUGUCUGUCAGAAGUAGAACGGAUAAAAAAAUUCUGGCAUAUUCACUUUAAUGAAAUACUAUACAGCAAUGAGAUUGAACGAACUAUUACUACACACGAUUGUGUGGAUGAAUCUCAAAAAGAGCAAAGUAAGAUACAAAAGAGGAAAUGCUAUAUGAUUCUUAAAUGGAAUUCAUAUUUAUAAAUUAUAAAGUUAAAAAACAGAACUAAUCAAUGAUGAUAGAAAUCAGGAUAAUGGUUACCUUUAGUUGGGAGUGUCAUUAGGAAGAAGCACAAAGGGGACUUCUAGAGUGCUGGUAUUCUGUUUCUUCUGGGUGGGUUACAAAUGUAUGUUCACUUUGUGAAAAUUCACUGACAACACCUUUGAUUUCUGUGUUUUUCUGUAUUAAACUUUUCAUUGAAAUAAAACAUUACUAAAAACGUAAGCUAACACGUCAGUCUCCCCUCUUCACCCAGAAAGACUACUGCCUUCAGUAUUUAUUACACCUCAGCACAAAACAAAAGUCCUCACAACUGGACCAAUAAGUAACAUCACGAUAA
Messenger RNA from Trichechus manatus latirostris (Florida manatee), 1794 nucleotides. RefSeq names its product NFU1 iron-sulfur cluster scaffold (gene NFU1). Gene Ontology annotation, biological process: iron-sulfur cluster assembly. The record is from RefSeq and is a predicted model, not a curated record. The transcript has 8 exons. Gene Ontology annotation, molecular function: 4 iron, 4 sulfur cluster binding; iron ion binding. Lineage: Eukaryota; Metazoa; Chordata; Mammalia; Sirenia; Trichechidae. Bases 43 to 678 code for a protein of 211 amino acids. Gene Ontology annotation, cellular component: mitochondrion.